AUGCCUCGUCGCCCGCCGUCCUCUGCCCGCCCGUCCACCGCAUCGCACCGCCCGUCCACGUCCCGGCUCCCGGCGACGCCAGGGCUCGCGACGCCAGGCUACGGGCCGCAGUACACGGACUCGCAGGAGUACACGAUCGAAGAGGACGAGGACGAGUCCGAGGCAGAGGACGUCUUCGCCUUUGGGCCCCCGUCCACCGCCGACCCCGCCUCCUACUUUCCCUCUCCCCCCGUCGCAUACCCGCCCCCUGCCUUCGACUUUCACGACAGAGCCCACGCAGGCCCCAUACCAGGUCCCUCUACUCUAUACCCCCGCCAUCCGUAUCCCCUCAGCCCGCCCCCCGUCGACUCUCCCCCCUCCACCGAGUCCCAGUCUCAGUCCCAUGAUGGCGACGCAUACAGACUCCAGCGUCUCCAGCCACCACCCAGUCUCCCCGCUAGCGCUCCUGCCACCAACUCUGCCACCGGCACCGGCACGCUCUCUGGCGUCAGCUCCGCCAUCAGCUCUAGAGAGCGCAAGCUCCCCCCAACCCCCGCCUCCACAAGCUAUACCACCAGCAUCCUAGAUGUCGACAGUCGCGAGGGGUCCAUAAAAAUGGAGGUGGAUUUAGAAGACUACGACGAGGAAGAUAGCCCGUACCCAGAGGUACGCGCUUCCGUCUCCAAUAUCGACGAUCCCGAUAUGCCCGUCAUGACCAUCCGCAUGUGGUUCCUGGGCCUGCUGCUCACCUUCAUCGCUGGCGGCGCCAACAUGUUCUUCUACAUGCGCGCCCCGUCCCCCUCGCUUACCCCCAGCCUCGUCGUCCUCGUCACCCACCCGCUCGGCAAGCUCUGUGCCUAUCUCCUCCCCAUCACCACCUACCGCCUCCCGCGCUUCCUCGGCCGCCUCGAGUUCUCCCUCAACCCUGGGCCAUGGAAUAUCAAGGAGCACGCCCUCGUGUACAUGAUGGCCAACGUCGCCAUCGGAGCCCCCUACUCCAUCCUCGCGACCAUCGUCUCCGACCAGGACUACGGCCGCAGGCUCGAUUACUGGUUCACCGUCCUGCUCAUCAUCUCCACCCAGUUGACCGGCUUUGGGCUCUCCGGGCUCUGCAGGCGGUUCUUGGUAUGGCCCGCGAGCAUGAUCUGGCCGUCGAACCUGAUCACCUGUACGCUGCUGAACACGCUGCAUGCCGAGGAGGACGACGGCCGGGGAGGGGUCACCAGGUUCAGGUUUUUGGUGUACAUUCUCAUCGGCGCUUUCUUUUUCUUCUUUCUCCCGGGGUACUUGUUCACCGCGCUCUCAGUAUUCAACUGGAUAUGUUGGAUCGCCCCCAACAACAUCCCAGUGAACCAGGUCUUUGGCAUCAGCUCUGGGCUCGGUGUGAGCGUCAUCACGUUCGACUGGACCCAAAUCAGCUGGAAUGGCAGCCCCCUCAUGGUGCCCUGGUGGGCGCAGACGCAGAUAUUCGGCGGGUUCGUGCUCAUGUACUGGAUCAUCACCCCGAUCCUGUACUACACGAACACAUGGGACCUAGCGUACUUUCCGCUGAUGAGUUCGAAUCUGUACGACCGGCACGGGCACCUGUACAACGUGACGCGGGUGCUGGAUGCGAACAACCAGUUCAACGAGACGCUCUACGACAAUUACUCGCGGUUGUACCUUCCCGCGACAUACGCGAUCGCGUACCUGACCGCGUUUGCCCUCUCGUCGUGUGCGGUCGUGCAUACGAUACUCUACCACGCACCGACGAUCCUGCGCGGCAUCAAGCGCUCCCGUGUAGAGAAGGACGACAUCCAUGCGAAGCUCAUGCGUGCGUAUCCCGAGGUCCCCGACUGGUGGUAUGCGCUCGUGUUCCUCUCCUGCUUUUCGCUCGCGCUCAUCGCGAACGAGGUAUGGCAUACGGGCGUGCCGUUCUGGUUCCUCAUCCUCGCGGUGCUCAUCCCCUCGCUGUAUAUCGUGCCCUCGGGAUACGUCUUUGCUGUGACGGGCCAAGUGAUUACGAUUAAUUUGGUCGUCCAGGUGAUCCCGGGAGUGGCUCUCCCAGGCCAACCUGUUGCGAAUAUGAUCUUCAAGGCGUAUGCUCUGCAGACGCUCGCCGAGGGCUCGCGCUUCGUUCAGGACCUCAAGCUCGGGCACUACAUCAAGGUGCCGCCACGAGCGUCCUUUAUCGUGCAAUUGGUGGGGACGUUGCUGACAGGGUUCAUCCAAGUCGGCGUGCAGACGUGGAUGUUCAAGAGCGUCCCCGAGAUCUGCACGCCGAACCAGAGGGACCAGCUGACGUGUCCGUACGCGAGCGUGUUCUUCUCCGCGUCGAUCCUCUGGGGCCUGAUAGGCCCGAGUCGGCAGUUUGGCGCGUCGUCGAUGUACCACCCGCUGCUGUACGCGGUCGCGAUCGGCGCGGUGCUGCCGAUCCCGCUGUGGGUCUGGCAGCGGCGGUACCCGCGCUCGUGGACGCGCAUGGUGAACACGCCGAUGAUCGUGAACGCGAUCGCGAACAUCCCGCCGUCGACGGGGAUCAACUACUCGUCGUGGUUCGCCGUCGGGUUCAUCUUCCAGUACGUCAUCCGCAAGCGCAAUUUCUUGUGGUGGAGCAAGUUCAACUAUGUUACGAGUGCGGCGCUCGAUAGCGGGACGGUCAUUUGUUUGCUCGUCUUGUUCUUUACGCUGCAGCUCCCGAAGAACGGCAUCGCGCUCAAGUGGUGGGGGAACUCCGUCUGGCAACGCACCGCGGACUACCGGGAACCGCCACUGUACGCGGUCCCGCCAGGAGGGCUCUCAUAG
Messenger RNA from Sparassis crispa, 2763 nucleotides. RefSeq names its product Glutathione transporter 1. The coding region runs from base 1 to 2763 and encodes 920 amino acids. The record is from RefSeq and is a predicted model, not a curated record. Lineage: Eukaryota; Fungi; Basidiomycota; Agaricomycetes; Polyporales; Sparassidaceae. Gene Ontology annotation, molecular function: oligopeptide transmembrane transporter activity. Gene Ontology annotation, biological process: transmembrane transport. The transcript has 13 exons.